Molecule: messenger RNA, 3411 nt
Organism: Cimex lectularius (bed bug)
Lineage: Eukaryota; Metazoa; Arthropoda; Insecta; Hemiptera; Cimicidae
Product: fat-like cadherin-related tumor suppressor homolog
Exons: 1
Coding region: 1-3411 (1136 amino acids)
Biological process (GO): homophilic cell-cell adhesion
Cellular component (GO): plasma membrane
Molecular function (GO): calcium ion binding
Source: RefSeq, a predicted model, not a curated record
AUGGGAAACCACUGGAGACUUCUGGUGACUUGGAGUCUCAUAGGAGCUCUGGCCGCUUCGGGACCAGACGAAAACACUCUGCAUUUCAAAUUCACGCAACCCGUGUAUAAUGUCACCAUACCGGAAAAUUCUCUCCGUAAAGCCUUCGUCACCCCACAAGAAAAAAUGGGCAUCGUCCGCGGGGACGUCAAUAUGGACGUCAGGUUUAAAAUCGUGUCAGGGGACAAGGAUAGAUUUUUCAAGCCGGAAGAGAGGCUCGUCGGAGAUUUUUGGUUUCUGCUUUUAAGAACGCGAACUGGCAACACUGACGUCCUAAACAGGGAACGAAAAGAUAAAUACGUCCUCGAAAUAAAAGCCAACGCGACUAAACGUGACGGGAAGAAAACUAUCCUCGCUGAAGCGGAAACGACUGUUAUUGUGACAGUUCUUGACGUCAACGAUUUAAACCCUCUUUUCUACCCCACGGAAUACGAGGAAAUAGUGCCGGAAGACUCGCGAUUGCACGAAAGCAUAAUUAGGGUUUCAGCAGAAGAUGCUGAUUUGGGGAGGAACGGUGAGAUUUAUUACAGCUUCAAAGAGAGGACGGAACAAUUCGCCAUCAGUCCCACAACGGGGGUGGUGACGCUAACGCGCCCUUUAAGGUAUUCGGAAAAGGCUGUGUACCAUUUGACCGUUUUAGCCCAAGACCGAGGAGCAGGCUUUAAGGGGGGUGGAAAACCGAGCACUGCAAAGCUAAAAAUCAUAGUAAAACAAGUGAACCUCUACGCACCUGAGAUCUCCAUUCACCAUUUGCCGGACAUAGUAGAAAAUUCCAACGCACAUAUUUACGCCAUUGUGAAGGUGAUCGAUCGAGAUGCUGGGAUUCAUGGAGAGAUUAGGAGUUUGGACAUCGUAGACGGCGACCCCGAUGGCCACUUUCGGAUUAAACCGGGUUUUUCGAAAAAUAGACAAGUCGCCGAAUACAAUAUCGAAGUACUUAAACUUUUAGACAGAGAGAAGUCGCCUCGCGGUUAUAACUUGACAUUAAGGGCCGUUGAUAGAGGUAUACCCCCACGUGAGACAUACACUUCCGUUCCUAUUCGAAUAGCCGAUUUGAACGACAAUUCCCCGAUUUUCGACAGGGAAAUCUACGAAGUCGACAUUCCAGAAUCUGCACCGGUCAACUCUCCUAUAAUUAGGUUAAAAGUGACUGACGCCGACCAAGGGAAAAACGCUCAAACGUUUUUGGAAAUAAUCGCCGGGAACAAAGACGACGAAUUCUACAUAAACCCGGAUACAGGGAUGCUUUACACCAACGUCAAAAUGGACGCCGAAUUGAAAUCUAUGUACACUCUUACGGUAACGGCCCGCGACCAAGGUAAUACGGGCACGAGAAAACAGUCUUCAGCAAAGGUGAAAAUAAACGUCGUGGACGUGAACGAUAACGAUCCUUUAUUCGAAACUGUGGACAUGGAAGUGAACGUCUCUGAAAACGAACCCAUCGGGACGACAGUGGCAAAAGUCACUGCCAAAGAUAAAGAUUCUGGAGAAAACUCUUACAUUUCAUACAGCAUAGCCAAUUUGAACUCAGUCCCUUUUGAAAUCGAUCAUUUCACCGGUGUCGUGAAAACUACGCAAGUUCUGGACUAUGAAUCGAUGAGAAGGACUUACGUCUUACGAAUUCGGGCUUCAGAUUGGGGCCUUCCCUACAGGCGUGAAACGGAAACUCAAAUGAGAAUUAACUUAAAAGACAUAAACGACAACAGACCCCAGUUCGAAAAAGUCGAUUGUUCCGGCCAAGUGUCGCGAUUCAUUCCGAUCGGCAGUGAAAUUAUCACACUAUCGGCAAUAGAUUUCGAUGCGGGAAACAUAAUCAGUUAUAGGAUCGUCGGUGGUAACGAAGAUAACUGUUUUUCAUUGGAUACGACUAGCGGGGUCGUAGCCGUGACCUGCGAUCUGUCAGAUAUCGGUGUCAACGAACGUGUAUUAAACGUAACCGCCACAGACGGAACGCAUUUUGCCGACGUUGUCAGUGUUAUAAUUAAACUGGUCAACUACAAAAGGACGUCCAAGCCCCCGCGGCUAGACGCCAUCGAUGACACGAGCGGAUUCGACUGCAAAGACACCGGUGUCGCGCGGAAACUGACCGAAGUGCUGGCCGCUUCCGAUAGAAGUAAUUCCAACAAUCUGGGACGAGAACACGAAGAAUUCGCCAUGAUGCCGAGUCGUUAUGGCGGAAACGUCCAUGCCCCCGAGUUCUCGAAUUUCCCUGUCAACAUUCAAGUCAACGAAUCAACGGCUAUCGGGACGGUACUCGUCAGGAUACGGGCUAAAGACAGGGAUCUGGGAUAUAACGGCAAGCUGAUCUACGGUAUAUCCUCUGGCGAUAGCGAUUCCGUCUUUCGUCUGGAUCCCGAUUCGGGAGAGCUUAAAGUCGUCGGCUACCUAGACAGAGAAAGAGAAACAGAAUACAUUUUGAACAUAACCGUGUUCGACCAAGGAAAACCGCAGAAGUCGAGUUCGCGGAUGUUGCCCAUCACUAUACUGGACGUAAACGACAACCCGCCGAAAUUUAAAACCAACUUGGCAAGUUUUCGAAUUACGGAAAACGCGUUGAACGGUACUGUAUUCUUUAGAGUCAACGCGACAGACAUCGACGAAGGGGACAACGCAAACAUUUUUUACAAAUUAAUCACCGACACGGAUGAUUUCAAACUGGAUUCCAAAUUGGGAACGCUGUUUGUAUCGGCUCCAUUAGACCGGGAGCGUCAAGAAGUCUACGAAUUAGUAAUCAGAGCGACAGAUUGCGCGGGCAACCCCGGUUCGAUCACAGCCCUCCAUUCAGACGCUAUAAUUAGGGUAAUAGUCGACGAUGUUAAUGAUAACGUACCGUCGUUUUCCCUUCCGUCAUACACUGUAAAAGCAAGAGAAGACGUCCCUGUUGGCAGUGUAAUUGCAGUACUUAGUGCCAACGACCCCGAUUUGGGAUCCGGGGGAGAAAUAAGAUAUUCUAUAAUUGGUCAGACCGAUGGAGAUAACGUUUUCGUCGUUGAUACCCUAAGUGGUACGAUACGCAUAACGAAGCCGUUAGAUUUCGAAGACAGACAGGUGCAUUCUUUUACCGUCAGGGCGACCGACCGCGGCACGCCGGCGUUGUCCUCGGAAGUCACCCUCAUCGUCGAAGUCGUCGACGUCAACGAAAACCUGUUUCCUCCCGUUUUUCCGGACUUCGUUAUCGCAAGCUCGGUAUCGGAAAACCAGCCCAUUGGCACCCUCGUGACCAAAGUCAAAGCCACCGACGCAGAUGCGCCUAACAGUGACGACUCCAGGGUGGGAUACUCCAUCAAAGGCGGAGACGGUCUCGGAUUCUUUUCCAUCGACGCUGAAGGUGAGUUCUCCAAUUUACUAUUCACACAAAUCAAAAAUUUCUAG